Pogoniulus pusillus (Red-fronted tinkerbird) is the source of this 1947-nucleotide messenger RNA. It is a transcript of the gene CCT8, whose product is annotated as chaperonin containing TCP1 subunit 8. NCBI's taxonomy places the organism in Eukaryota, Metazoa, Chordata, Aves, Piciformes, Lybiidae. The coding region runs from base 142 to 1788 and encodes 548 amino acids. The record is from RefSeq and is a predicted model, not a curated record. Gene Ontology annotation, cellular component: chaperonin-containing T-complex. The transcript has 15 exons. Gene Ontology annotation, biological process: protein folding. Gene Ontology annotation, molecular function: ATP-dependent protein folding chaperone; ATP hydrolysis activity; ATP binding.
GACCCAUCCCGCCAUCGACCUUCCCUGGGCUCAACUCGUCCUGCCUACCGGCAGCUCGGCUGUCCCAUCGCGCCGACGCGCUCCCUUUGUCCCGUGGUCCCUAGCGCGCCGCACUGUCUGGAGGAGCGGAGCGGAGCAGAAAUGGCACUGCACGUCCCUAAGGCCCCGGGCUUCGCCCAGAUGCUCAAGGAGGGAGCGAAGCAUUAUUCAGGACUAGAGGAAGCUGUCUAUAGGAACAUCCAGGCAUGCAAAGAACUUGCGCAAACCACCCGCACAGCUUAUGGACCAAAUGGAAUGAACAAAAUGGUUAUCAAUCACCUGGAGAAGCUUUUUGUUACAAAUGAUGCUGCUACUAUCUUGAGAGAACUGGAGGUCCAGCACCCUGCUGCAAAAAUGCUCGUGAUGGCUUCCCACAUGCAAGAGCAAGAAGUUGGAGAUGGAACGAACUUUGUUCUUGUUUUUGCUGGAGUUCUCCUGGAGUUAGCAGAAGACCUCCUGAGAAUGGGGUUAUCGGUCACAGAGGUAAUUGAAGGAUAUGAAAAGGCUUGCAAGAAAGCUCUAGAAAUUCUUCCAGACUUGGUGUGCUGUUCUGCAAAGAACCUUCGAGAUGUUGAAGAAGUGGCAUCUUUGUUGCACACUUCAGUCAUGAGCAAACAAUACGGCAAUGAACGUUUCUUGGCAAAGCUUAUUGCUCAGGCCUGUGUUUCAAUUCUUCCUGAUUCUGGUCAUUUCAACGUUGAUAAUAUCAGAGUGUGCAAAAUUGUGGGUGCUGGUAUCUCUGCUUCCUCAGUACUGCAUGGCAUGGUUUUUAAAAAAGAAACUGAAGGAGAUGUUACUUCUGUCAAAGAUGCAAAAAUAGCUGUGUAUUCCUGCCCUUUUGAUGGUAUGAUAACUGAAACUAAGGGCACUGUACUUAUAAAAAAUGCUGAAGAACUGAUGAAUUUCAGUAAGGGAGAAGAAAAUCUAAUGGAUUUGCAAGUCAAAGCUAUUGCUGACAGUGGUGCAAAUGUAGUAGUAACAGGUGGCAAAGUGGCAGACAUGGCACUUCAUUAUGCCAACAAAUACAAUCUUAUGUUGGUACGGUUGAAUUCAAAGUGGGAUCUGAGAAGACUCUGCAAAACUGUUGGUGCAACAGCCCUACCCAGACUGACACCCCCUACUCUAGAAGAAAUGGGUCACUGUGACAGUGUGUAUUUAUCAGAAGUUGGAGAUACGCAAGUUGUGGUGUUUAAGCAUGAAAAGGAGGAUGGUGCCAUUUCCACUAUACUCAUCCGUGGGUCUACAGACAAUCUGAUGGAUGAUGUGGAAAGAGCAGUGGAUGAUGGUGUAAAUACUUUCAAAGUACUCACCAGAGAUAAACGUCUUGUUCCUGGAGGUGGUGCAACAGAGAUUGAAUUAGCCAAGCAGAUCACAUCUUAUGGAGAGACUUGUCCUGGGCUUGACCAGUAUGCCAUCAAGAAGUUUGCUGAGGCAUUUGAAGCCAUUCCUCGAGCAUUGGCAGAAAACUCUGGAGUAAAGGCUAAUGAGGUCAUCUCCAAACUUUAUGCUGUGCAUCAGGAGGGGAACAAAAAUGUUGGCUUUGAUAUUGAGGCCGAAGCUGCAGCUGUGAAAGAUAUGUUGGAAGCUGGUGUAUUGGACACAUACCUUGGAAAAUCCUGGGGUAUCAAGCUAGCUACAAAUGCAGCAGUCACUGUCCUAAGGGUAGAUCAGAUCAUUAUGGCAAAACCAGCUGGUGGCCCUAAACCUCCAUCGGGAAAGAAAGACUGGGAUGAAGACCAAAAUGAUUGAGCAAUGUAACUGUAUUUCUUAAGUGUCAUCAUGAUUUGAGUUUUUUAAUAUUCCAGUUCAACCUGUUAGGAUCUUUUGUUCUAUUGCCAUUAAGUUAUGAACUGUGUCCAAUGGAGUGCAGAACUUGAAACACUUCAAUAAACGUACUGACUAGUAAAA